Molecule: messenger RNA, 2253 nt
Organism: Diplodia corticola
Lineage: Eukaryota; Fungi; Ascomycota; Dothideomycetes; Botryosphaeriales; Botryosphaeriaceae
Product: kinase-like protein
Exons: 2
Coding region: 1-2253 (750 amino acids)
Biological process (GO): protein phosphorylation
Molecular function (GO): ATP binding; protein kinase activity
Source: RefSeq, a predicted model, not a curated record
AUGCCUUCGCCGUUCUUCCGCUCUCCGCUCGACGAUACCGAUACCUCGUACCAGAGCGACACCUCUGCUGCCUGCGAAAACGGCCAGGAAGAGGCCCAAGAGAGCCCCGACGAACCCGACAAUGUCUACCAUCUUGCGCGCACCAAGUCCACCACCUCUACAUCCAUCGAAGAGCUUUCCCGCUCCCUGCCUCAGAACCAUGUUGGUGGACAGAUUUUUGAUCACAGGGAAGGCGUGCUCCACGCUCUGCUGGAGAGGAAUUGCCUGCUUGAGGCUGUCGAGGAGCUGAACAGAACACGCGACCCGAAACAUGACCGCCUCUACACCAAGGAUGAUCCUGAAGUCAAAGCCCGCGCAAAGGCCAAUUUUUUCAAGGUUGCCUCGAGCCUUGCAGCCCACGGAAUUAGCCAGUCCGGCCUUCAUCGGGACGAAUUCAAGCCAAUUCGCGACAAUUACAACCAAGCCCUUGAUGUCGCCAAGGAACCGGGAGAUGGCGCCCUUCAGCGCGUUCGCAGGCAAUCCCCAGAUGGCGCCUUUUAUCGCUCGUCAAGUAUUCUGGAAUUGACUGACCAUGCUCAUGACGAGACGUCUUCACCCCAGCGCUCACCUGUUAGGCUUGGUCAAACGUCUCCAGGUCAUCCCCCGGACAUCCUGCAUGGCCUUGUUGGCAACCCACAUCCACUUUUGCCGCCCAGCUUUUCCAUGGCAAGCUUUUACAACCUCCAAAUCAUCGGUAAAGGUGGAUACGGCACUGUGUUUUCUGGCUAUCACCCACUCGAUGGAGGCUUCUAUGCUAUCAAGCAAAUCCCGCUCAGCGCCUCUCGUAUGCGCAACAUUCGCAGCAAAGGCCAGGCCGAACUCGAUGCUAUCCUGAAAGAGGUACGAUCGAUGCAGGGAUUCGACCACCCCAACAUAGUCCGCUAUCAUAGUGCUUGGCUCGAGCGACCCUCGGGCAAUCUCCACAACUUCAAGGCCAGUCAGAAGCUUCUAGAGUUCGGUUCUACCAACUUCUCGACCGACAUGGAAUCAAGCGAUGUCUCUGCCUCAAUGUCAAGCCUCGAGCAGACUUUUGAGUCGAGGCAGGAUCUAUCAGGCCCAGACGAUGGCAUUGUCUUUGGAGAGGAUUCGGCGCCAGGUCCAACAGCUUAUUCGGGAUACCACACGAAAGCACCCCGCCACAGACGCCAAAGCCAUCUGGCUUCGUCGUCACCAGCCAAGUCUGAGCGAUUGGAUUCCGAGCUUGGAGAUCCAAUAGACUUCCUUUCCCCUCCCAAGCAGCCGCGGGGCCGCAGGGAAAGCCACAAUACCCUAUCUUCGUCCGUCUCGAAGAAGAGCUUCGUGCACAGCACCGAUGAUGAGUUUGAUGAAGAAGUUGAAAGAGACUUUGCCAAUCUCGCACUCUCGGGUCCGCGUGAGAAGUCGUUUGAGAUGGACAUGGUUUUUGAGAGCGACUACCAUGGGCAUCGGCAGCGUCGCUCGGACCCAAAGACGCCCAAAUGCUCUGACAUAGCACAGGUCAAUCUGGCACUCCACAUCCAGAUGGCACUGUAUCCGAUGACGCUGGCUGACUACCUCAAAGUUGAGACGGACUAUCUCACAGUGGGGUCGGAUGAUGAGGCCCAAAAGAAGACUGACGGCGUGAAAUAUCGCCACUGCUUCCAUGUGAAACCGUCGCUCCAAAUUCUUCUGGCGAUUUUGGACGGUGUCCAGUAUCUGCAUGCUCGUAACAUGGUUCAUCGUGACCUUAAGCCGGCCAACAUAUUCUUGUCUCCAUGUGAGCAGGCCUACCGCCACAAGGGAGACGUCUAUCUCGGCGUGUGUAAGGAGUGCGCAAAGUCAGGCCCUUGCAGAGAUCUCCAGAUGGGUGUCCGCAUUGGCGACUUUGGGCUCGUCACUGAGCUUGCGCGUCCUGGGGGCGACCAGCCACACAGCCCGGAAAAGGCGGUUGGGACCGAGUUCUACCGCCCGCCGGGUCCAAGCCGUGGGCCCAGUGAGAAGCUGGAUGUCUUCUCACUCGGGGUUAUUGCGUUUGAGCUGCUAUGGAAGUUCGACACCAAGUCGGAACGAAUCCACACGCUCAGCGAGCUCAAGCUUGGCAGGCUUCCGCCACUAUUCGCUCCAAAGCUGGAGGGCUGUGGCAUACGCAUCGCCGAGCUUCUCCAGGGCAUGCUGCGGGGUGAUGACGACAACCGCCUCUCGUGCGCCGAGGUCCAGAAAGAACUAGAGGAUAUCAUUGCGAGUUGCGAUACGUGA